Molecule: messenger RNA, 1524 nt
Organism: Fusarium sp. VM40
Lineage: Eukaryota; Fungi; Ascomycota; Sordariomycetes; Hypocreales; Nectriaceae
Source: the annotation of a GenBank genome assembly
AUGGACAUCUUCUCUCGACUGCCCUCAUUGGUAUUGAAUAACGUCCUCGGCCAGAUCCAGGAUGACAGAGAUCUCUUAAACCUUAUAAGUGCAUCGCCAGAAUCACUGAGGAUCUAUAACCUGUACCGAUAUUCAAUCAUGCGACAACGACUCGUUAACAUUCUCGAUCUCGACAUCGACGGUACGAUGCUGCAGGAUGCUCAACUCAUCAUGUGCUUCCCCUCCAUCGAUGGACCCGAAGUAUCCUUUGGCGCCAUUUCCGAAUGCCUGGAUAGCUGGGAUGCCCAGAGCUUUCCAAACCCUGUGACGCAGCAGUCCAAUCAAGAAUCCGUGACCGGCCUCUAUCAUUUCUUUAAGCGGCUGGUAGUCUUCAUAGAAGACUAUCUUUCGAAGUCCUUGGACCCAUUCACUGCACGAGCUUGCAUGACACUCCCGACAAUUGGACGCAUUGUACCUACUGCGCAGUUCAAAGGUCAAGAGACUGACAUACAGCCCGUGGUAUUUGGUAGCAUGGAGAAAUCGAUUAAGCGCCACCUCUUAAAAGCUUUUCUCAGAUUUGAGUUGCGCUGCAAGGUUUAUCAUCCGCGUGUGUGGUCCCACCUCGAAGGAACCACGUAUGCGGAUAUGAUAAACAAGUCAAAUGAGAAGCUAGGUCUCAAUGACUACGAGGAACUUUACUGCGUUUUCGAAUAUCUUAAGGGCCUUUAUGGUGCCAUAUUUGCGCAUUGCCGACAGGAUUCUUGGUUUCCAGAACGAUCAGUUUCCAAGACCAACGUUCCAGGCCGCCGAGCUAACAACGAUGAAGGUGUGUUGCUAUCCGCAAAAAACUAUGGACUGCUUUUUUCUGAUGAUCAAUACUUUGACAUGGAAAAAGAGGUUUUCCUAGGCCUGUUGGAGCUCGAAGGCCUACCUUGUCUUGGGCUAGACAGUCUCAGCGCGAUCCUCCGUUCCCCGGAAUUGAUAAACACAAAGGGAUGCCGUAUGACACACUGGGUUGGUGGCCUGGCCCAACAACCCGACAGUUCUUGGAUCCUGAGCCAGCACUUUACUCUACAUCACGAUCUAUAUGUUUCUCGCACCAGAAUCGACCAGUGGAAAUGGUGGAUGGAGUCGCGGAAUCAAUCCAGCAGGCAUGGCAUUUCCGUUGGACCCCGGAUUGACAUCCACCAGCAGAAACAACAACUUCACCUUCAAAACCUUCAGUCGGCGAUAUAUCGUCAACGAGCCUGGAUAUUCUUCACUAAUUCAAGUACUCAUCAGCCAUGUCUACCAUCAUGGGACCACCUCGCUACCCAACGGGAGUUGGUCAGCGAUGUUGUGGGCCUGGGACAUCACCAGCUAAGGCGAAGGUCUCAAAAAUGGCAGGAUUAUUGGGCCGGACGAUCUUUGGAUGAUCCGCUUGAGGCCGAUUCUUCACAUGUUCAAGAUGAGGAGGACAGCGGUGAAUUGAAGGAUGUUCAAUUCAUCCCGCCUGCCAUUCCGCGGUUUUUUGAAAUUCAUGGCGGGAUGAUAUGGCAAGGCUAA